Molecule: messenger RNA, 2180 nt
Organism: Eucalyptus grandis
Lineage: Eukaryota; Viridiplantae; Streptophyta; Magnoliopsida; Myrtales; Myrtaceae
Product: L-type lectin-domain containing receptor kinase IX.1-like
Exons: 1
Coding region: 36-2003 (655 amino acids)
Biological process (GO): protein phosphorylation
Cellular component (GO): plasma membrane
Molecular function (GO): ATP binding; carbohydrate binding; protein kinase activity
Source: RefSeq, a predicted model, not a curated record
UUUAACAGCUGUAGAAUGCACUUCUCCUUACAACCAUGUCUUGUUGUCUUCCUUUGUGCACUCUCUUGAUCCUUUUCUCCCUCGUCUGCUCUCCUGUGAACCACUUUGUCAGUUCUCUUUCCUUCAAUAUAAGUAGCUUUGACACGAAUAGAGGCGACAUACUGCUCGAGGGAGUUGCAAGAAUUGUGUAUGGAUCCGUUGAACUAACCAGUAUCGAUGUCACACCAUUCGCUCAAGUAGGCCGCAUUCAAUAUUCCAAACCCAUCAAUAUAUGGGACUCUGUUACAGGGAGACAAGCAGACUUCUUUACUCGUUUCUCAUUCACCAUCACUACUAACAAUCCCACUCAAUACGGUGAUGGUAUUGCCCUUUUCCUUGCUCCUGUUGGGUUCCCAGUCCCCCCUAACUCAGUUGGUGGAUUCUUCGGAUUGUUCAAUGCAAGCACAUUUGAUGGGCAUCAGAACCAAAUCGUCAUGGUCGAGUUCGAUAGUUGGGUAAACUCUGAAUUUGAUCCUUCGACGCAGCACAUAGGAAUCAACAAAAACUCACUCCGGCCGCUCAGUUAUACCCCCUGGAAUGCUGGAUCACACAGUGGCAACGCAACUGAUGUUAUGGUGACCUAUAAUUCUACUACCAAGAAUUUUAGUGUAUCCUGGUCAUUUGAUGAUGAGCCGGUUUCUCCAGAUAACAAAAGUUCCUCGCUUUCUUGCCAAAUUGAUCUUGCUAAUGUUCUCCCUGAAUCAGUCGCAAUUGGAUUUUCAGCUUCGCAAGGCAUGUACAACGAGAGGCACUUCCUCAAUUCAUGGGAGUUCACUUCAAACUUGGAUGUUGUACGUCCCCCAUCAACAGAUACAUCAAAAAAAGGGGUAAAAUCUAAGAUGUACAGGUUGAUAACAUUUAUCACAAUUCCCGUAGCUUGUCUCUUGCUGGUUAUUUCAGCAGGUUCUUCCUUAUUUAUGAUCAAGAUGAAAAAAAAAUGUGAGUUUCAGGCUCUGACUCACAUUGACAAAGAGAAAGGAGCAUGGCCACUGAAAUUCUCUUAUCAAGAGUUGUUUGUUGCUACAAAUGGCUUUGCAAAUGAUCGAAGACUCGGCCAAGGAGGGUCUGGCCAAGUUUACAGAGGAUUUUUGAACUGUCUAGAUCGUCUAGUCGCCAUCAAAAGAAUCUGUGCGGAAGGCAGACAUUCGAAGAAGGUGUUCACCAACGAAGUGAAGAUAAUAAGCCGUAUGAAGCACCGAAAUCUAGUGCAAUUUAUUGGAUGGUGCCAGGAGGAAGGUGAAUAUUUGCUUGUCUAUGAUUUUAUGCCUAAUGGUAGCCUUGAUAAUCAUCUCUUUGGAACCAGGAAAAGUCUGCCAUGGGAUGUGAGGUACAAGAUCGCUCUAGGAUUGGCGUUGGCCCUUAAUUAUCUUCAUGAAGAACUAGAGCAAUGCGUUCUUCAUAGAGAUGUAAAAGCCGCCAACAUAUUACUCGACACAAGCUUCAACACUAAGCUCGGCGACUUUGGAUUGGCUAAGCUUGUUGACCCCCAGUUGAGGACUCAAAUGACUGAUGUGGUAGGGACAUAUGGCUAUCUGGCACCAGAAUAUAUAAGUGAAAGGAGGGCUACUAAAGAGUCUGACAUGUUCAGCUUUGGUGUUGUGGCUCUAGAAAUCAUUUGUGGUAGGAGGACAUAUCAGGAAGGAGAAUUUCAUGUUCCGCUGCGCAAGUGGGUUUGGCAGCUUUACCUUGCUAGAAACAUGCUUGAAGCAGCAGACGAAACAUUGGGUUCGAGUUUCGAUAGGAAGGAAAUGGAUUGCUUGAUGAUGGUGGGACUGUGGUGUGUGCAUCCAGAUCCCAAGAUGAGGCCAAAAGCAGGACAAGUUAUAAGAUUUCUUCAGCUAGAAGUCCCGGUGCCUGAGUUUGCACGUGGCACCUAUGAGGCCCCCACUUCAUAUCAACCAUCAGCACUAAGUGUAGGGUCUUUCUCUUGUAUGCCAGAAAACAGUUCCUUCUCAGGUAGAUAGAUCAUGGCUCCUAAAGCCAUCCUGCAACACAUGUUGACUUUGGAGAAAAUGAAACGAAUGUUGUGACGGAUUAGUUAUGCUCAAUCGACCUUUUCUUUGUUGCAAUAUAUUGUCUAGCUGCUGAUCAAUUGGUUGAUGUAGAUGUCACAGAGAUAUCGGUACCAUUAAAGAUGUUCA